ACCCGACACACCUCAGGAAAGAGAGAACUUUUGGCACGAGGUGCGCCCCAUGCAUUCAUGGUUCCCUUCUCCGUUCUCGUUCACGAUGACGCUUGACCCUCUGCACAGCUUGUAAAGGCGCGCGAAGCCGAGCGGAAGAAGGCCAUAGCAGAGGGCAAGAUGGAUGACCCCCUUGUACCCAAGAGGCUCGAGGAUGCAAUUACAAUGGUCGGCACCUGCCUCGACAUGUGCCCCAGGUUCGAGCGCUACCGCCGUGAACGCGAGAACAACCUUACCGAGUUUGAAACCAUUCCCGGUACCAAGCGUGUCGACCACAAACGCGCAGUUAAGAUAUACGAACGCGCAGCCGGUGACAAGACUCUUCCUUCCGACCUCCGGCCUCCUCACGUACUCAAGAAAACGCUCGACUACUUGUUCCAUCAACUUAUGCCCGAGCGAGGCUUCGGCACAACGUACACGUUCAUCCGCGACCGCUCAAGAGCAGUCCGCAACGAUUUCACCAUGCAGCACGAGACGGGUCUGCUCGCUAUGGAAUGCCACGCACGCUGCGCCCGCUUCCACAUACUUGCUCUUCACCUCGAGCGGGACACCACCAACUUUUCGGUAGCCCUCGAGGAGCAACAGCUCAUGAACACUCUCCAAUCCCUCAAGGAGUUCUACACAGACCAGCGCAACACCUACCAAUCUCCCACCGAGCUCGAAAUGCGCGUCUACCACCGGCUCAUCCACAUCCGCGACCAAAUCGAGCGCCCGGAGCCGGUCCCUCUGCCCGACGCAAUCGCCUCGCACCCCGUGUACACGCUCGUCACGCGCUUCCGGAAGCACGUCCAGGCGCGCUCCGCGCCCAUUUCCAAGACGUCCAAGCUCGUCGUCGGCCCCGAGGGCAUGCAGAUCUUCGGCGUGCUCGCGGCGACGCUGCAGGCGACCGGCGCGCGCGGCAUGGUGUACCUCGUCGCGUGCAUUCUAGAGCGGCUGUUUGGGAAGGAGACGGUCGAUAAUAUCGAGGCGAUCCGAGGGGACAUGACUCUUCCGGACGUCAUCGAUGGUGUCGACACCGGUGUCGAAGAAGUCGGUGUUCAAGAGGACGGAGGAAGCGCCGGGGCGACAACGGAGGGAGAGGGAGACGAGAGGAUGGAUGGGUUUUUGACGGAAGAAGAGAUGGAUGGCGACGGCGACGACGAAGGGGACGGAACACGGGACCACGCUGCCAUUGGGACCAAGUCGGCGGAGAUCGUUCAGCGGCGGGGUUCAGAGUGGCUCAAGAACACGUUCGGAGUCAAGCCGACGCAGAGCGCUGUUAUCGGGUCCUCGUCUGCGUCGACGUCUACUGCUAAACCGAAACGCUCGCUCGCGGACGCACCGGCUCUAGGGGCGGAUGCUUCAGUCCUCACAGCGACCGUCUCCGAACCUCUUCCUGCGCCUGCCCCGACUUCAGCGGCCACCGGGUCAGCAUUCACGAGCUUUUCACCUACGCCGAGUGCGUUUGCCUCAUCUGGGACGAGUGGGAGCGCGUUUGGCGGGAGUGCAUUUGGAAAGGGAACGUCGAACGCGUUUGGCGGCUCGACGUUCAGUGUUUUCUCUGGCGACGGGGGGAAUAAUGGGUCUCAAGGAUCAGGGAGCAUCUUUGGGACACAAAAGCCUGUUUCAUCUUCUGGCCCGGGCGGGGCCGCUGCAGCGCAUACAACGACUGUAACGUCGACAGGUUUUGGUGGUGUUACAGCUUCCUCGGCGAAGCAAGAGGCAACCCUCAACGCAUUCGCUCAACCAUUCACACCCUCGGGUGCAGCCAAGGCUGGUCCGGCAACAAGCAAGUCAGCACAGAACGGGGCAGUCUCUGCAACUGCUCCGGCGUCGACUGCUCCUUUCUCGUUUGAUGCUCAGUCGGCGACACAAAUGCUCCCUCCGCCUCAGCCGCCCCAACGCAAUAUGCUGGCGCCUUCACACCCGCAAGCACAAGCACAAUCGCAAUCACACGCCCGUCUUCCUCCGCCGAUUCAAACUACCGGUCUCGGCCUCAACCUCAGCCAGCCACUACCCACACCCCUCCAAAUGCCAUCGACACCGCCCUCCGCACCUCCGCCUCUCGGCAGGCAGCAUCUCCUCUCCCUCCCGCCUACACCGAGCGCAUCAACUCCUACUACCACCUCAUAUUUCGGCUCCUUCCAAACACCCCCCACAGGCGCUUCCUCAACUCCCGCCGCCGCCGCAUCAAACGGGCUCACCCGCACACCCACCGAGCCCUUGCUCGACGGGCCAGCCACCACAGGAUCAGGGGAGAGGGGCAGAAUACCAAAGUCGAUCUUUGGCACGCUCGGCAGGCUCCAGACCAGCGGUGGCGCCGGGGGCGCCGGGGACUCGGUGCUGAGCCCGCUCGUGCUCGGCUCGCCGGGGGUGUCGCGCAUGCCGAGCUUCUUCGAGAGCAGUCCGGGCAACGGCAACGCCGUCGCACCGGGGCUGGGACCGCUGCGCCAGAGCUCGCUGCCGUUUGCGGCUGGGUUUGCCGGUGGGGAUGAUAUGCUGACGUCGUCGUUUUCGCUAAAGGGCAAGGGCAAAGAAAGGGAGAAUCAGACCGCGUUCGGAGCGGAGGCGAUAAAGACAGAACAGGAGAACGCGAUGCAGCUCGCGGUGUCGGACGAGGAAACACGGGCAAAGGAGAAGGCGGACGCGUUCCGCUUUAAGGGCGUCGUCGGGCCGUGCUGGAGGCGGUGGAAAGACAGGUCGGCGCGCGUGCGCGUGUGGGAGGAGGCGUGCCGCGCCAGCGACGCGUACAGCGAGAAGGUAGGGCGUGAGCGCGUGAAGGGGCGCGCGGGCGCGUCGCCCGACCGCAAGCGCAAGCCGAGCGUAAGCAUGAGUGUGAGUACCGGGAGCGUGGAUGGGUCGGUGGAUGGGAGUCCGGUGCGGAAGAGGCUGAAGAAUAGGCUGAGCGGGUCGUUUAAGCCGCCGGUUGGGGAUGAGGAGAUGGCGAGGAGGCUGGAGCUGAACCAGGAAGAACAAGAACGGCGAUGGGCGCGCGGAUCAUUCCUCGGGCUGUUGAGUCUAGCAUUUGAACGUGCUGGCUCAAUACCGAGCGCCAAUGGCCUCUCAAAUAGCAUAAGUGGUCGCAGCAUGAACGGCUUGAGUAACAGCAUCAGCAGCUUAAGCACCAGCGUCAACGGCCACAAAGCUUCCAAUCUCGCCCCUGCCGGUGUCUCGCCAUAUAGCUGCGCCUGGCUCUCGCUCAACCCCGAGAACGACGGCACGGCGAUCUGGCUCGAGCAGAAGUUCGGCGUGCCUGAGGCGGGGCGCUGGCGCAACACAAACGUCUUCCAGCUCCAUGUCGAGGCGCCGUCCUCGUCUUCUUCCUCCUCGAGCGCGCCCGCGCCGACCAUCGCGCAGGAGUUCAUGUACCCCGCCAUGAUCGUGUUCGAGCGCACUCCGGCCGGCGACUCGAGCGAUCCGCUGGAGCUCAAGUAUCGCACGCUGGACGACUGCGCUCGGCUGCGCGAGAUCAUUGGCGCUUUACCGAGCGAACGUCAUUUUGUGCCGACGUUGUUGUCGAUCUCGUGGACCGGCGGGAACAAGAAAGAUCCUUCCAAGGAUGAGAACAGCAGGUCGGGUGACGACUUUGAUGGCAUGGUGGCAGGAUACAUCAAGGACGGGACAUUGAAGGCCCACCGAGACUUUAAGCUGUCAACCACAACUGGCGAUCUCGAUAGUCGCUUUAGCGAGGCGCUAGAGGGAUUGCAGAUAGACGUCUCGGGGGAGCUGGUUAUCAAGACUUCGUUAUCAGAGUUAUUGAAGGCUCCUCGCGCAGUAUGGCUAGAGUUUGCCUCGCGAUGGCUCGAGCGAUGCUUCAUCAACGGAUUUUAUGACUGGACACUGCACGGCAAAGUCCUGACAAUCUUGAUCGAGUACCUGAAUCACAUUAUUGGGGCCUUCAUUGGUCUCUUGGGACGCCCACAGGACGAACCGGAUAUUCUUCCCGUUCCAGACUUGCGGAAUUGCGUUGACUCUGAACAAACUUUCGACGUCAUAGGAGACUGGCUGAGCCAUUCCUCUAUCCAAGUCGCCUCUAGCGACAUGAUGCACGACCUCGAUUCACAUCGCGCUCUCGGCCGAGAUUUCCCAUCGCACAGCUUCCUUCCCCAUCUUUUUACUCUCUCCGAGGAACUCCUCCGCCGAAGCCGUGGCAUCGACCUCACCCGUGCGCACUUCAUUCGCCGCGCGCAGCUCGCCUCCGCCUCUGCAGCCGUCAAAUCAGCCGGCGAGGAACACGAACAGGAGCUCCAAGGUCUGCACGAGACCGCACAGCGCCAACAGCACUCACACACCCACGUCCACUCUACACCUGCAUCAUCAUCAGCAUCCAAACGCCGCCCCUCCGUCGACGCGAGCUUCUUCAGCCGCUCGCCGACGCCAACGAAGCGCCGGCGGCUGUCGAUCACGGACCUGACGAGCGAAGACAGCCCGCCGCCGAGCAACGCCACAGAGACGCCAGCGGACUUCUCGCCCCCGCUGAUGAGCAGGUCCAUCUCGUCCGCUUCGCUCUCGGAGCGGACGUCGCCGCUCAUCACCGCAUCGAUGCUGCGCGCGCUGACCAAGGACAUGCGCACGAAGUUUAGUUCUCCGCUGGGUAAAUCUUAGGUUGUUGUGGUUCCUGGGCAAACGCGAGCAGGGCACUCGCCAAAGGGCUUUGCUUAUUACUUACGCUGCACUUGUUUUUAUCUAAUGUUAGGUC
This is a messenger RNA of Coniophora puteana RWD-64-598 SS2, 4717 nucleotides long. RefSeq lists its product as uncharacterized. Gene Ontology annotation, cellular component: cytoplasm; nucleus; transcription export complex 2. Bases 160 to 4623 code for a protein of 1487 amino acids. The record is from RefSeq and is a predicted model, not a curated record. Gene Ontology annotation, biological process: mRNA export from nucleus. The transcript is spliced from 10 exons. Lineage: Eukaryota; Fungi; Basidiomycota; Agaricomycetes; Boletales; Coniophoraceae.